Messenger RNA from Temnothorax curvispinosus, 5053 nucleotides. It is a transcript of the gene Herc4, whose product is annotated as probable E3 ubiquitin-protein ligase HERC4. The record is from RefSeq and is a predicted model, not a curated record. Gene Ontology annotation, molecular function: ubiquitin protein ligase activity. Bases 87 to 3323 code for a protein of 1078 amino acids. NCBI's taxonomy places the organism in Eukaryota, Metazoa, Arthropoda, Insecta, Hymenoptera, Formicidae. Gene Ontology annotation, biological process: protein ubiquitination; ubiquitin-dependent protein catabolic process. The transcript is spliced from 18 exons.
GCAUAAAUAACAUGUGCCGCCCGCGAGCCUGAUGCCUUGUCGCGUGCGCGCGCCCGCGCGCGAAAGAAAGGGAGAUAAAGAUAAAUAUGGCGAGCAGAUCGAGAAAGCGUUCGGUGGAUGAGAGUGACACGGUGGUUCAUAUAGUAGUGAAACGGUUCAAGUACUGUGGCAUUAUGUUUUGUUGGGGUAGCACUAUUCAUGGAGAGUUGGGUUUGGGUGGUAUCGAGGAUGAGAAUAUCUUCAUGCCGCGGGAAGUGGAUUUUACAGAAGCGAAAAAUGUUGUCCAAAUUGCGUGUGGAGAAAAUUAUUCCGUAGCUAUUACAAAAGAUGGUCAAGUGUAUUCCUGCGGCAAUAACGACUACGGACAGCUUGGUCAUGAGAAGGCGAGGAAAAGGUUACAACUGAUACCUGGCCUGGAUGCAUUUGUGUUCAGAAAAAUAGCGUGCGGUAAUUGUCAUACGCUGGCUGUGAAUGAAUGGGGACAACUUUUCAGUUGGGGUUGUAAUGUAAAUGGUCAACUAGGAUUAAAUAUUGUCGAAUCUACAGAGCGUGUUCCACGUAUGGUAAAAGUAUUGGGUGCAAAUGUGAUAGUGCAAAUUGCGUGUGGCGUUGAGCAUUCGAUCGCUCUGACCAAUGACGGAGAGUUAUAUGCGUGGGGUAGUAAUAGAGACGGACAAUUAGGAUUAGGGUCCUACACGUCUAACGAGAUAAAACCAAAGAGGAUUACCACAUUAGCUGCUGUACCGAUUGCAUUUGUCGCAUGCGGCGGUUAUCACACUGUAGUUAUAUCAAAAUCAGGAGCUGUAUUCUCGUGGGGGAGAAAUACCUUUGGACAAUUAGGACUAAAUGAUACACAGCAGAGGUGUUUACCAUGUCAACUACGUACUCUCAGAAACUCAAAAGUAUGUUAUGCGACCUGUGGUGAGGAUUUCUCGGUGUUCUUGACAAUGGACGGUGGAGUGUUUACGUGCGGUGCUGGAAUGUACGGUCAAUUAGGUCAUGGGAAUAACUCGAAUGAGAUUUUGCCGCGACAAGUUAUGGAGCUGAUGGGUAGUACUGUUACGCAAGUAUCUUGUGGUAAAAGGCAUACGCUCGCUUUAGUGCCAUCUAGAGGAAGAGUUUAUGCAUGGGGCUUGGGUGGUGCUGGACAGUUAGGUAACCGUUCUCCGCAGAGUGCUACGACGCCACAAGUCGUCCUAGGACCAUGGUCUUCGCCGAGCGGAUCGUCGAUGGUGCUCGACCUGCACUAUAGCCCUCAAAUCGACUGUGUUGUUAAGCAUAUCUUCAGUGGAGGCGAUCAUUGCUUUGCUACGAUCAGUCAAAAAAAAGAUAAUAUAGAACCAGAUGACUGUAGAAUAUUAGGGUCGACUUCCCAAAUUCUUACAGUGACUGAGGAAAAGCUAGGCGACUGUCAAAGGAUCCCACCAGGUUCACCGAUUAAUCACGAAUUAAUGACGUAUUUAGAAACUGUAUUCAAAAGUCAAGCGUGUAUAAAUGCGUCCUUUUUACUCAGCAACGACGCGCAUUAUGGAUGUUCGAGCAAAAAUCAUGGGAUCGAUAUCGACUACGCGAUCAGAUUAUUCGGAAUUAUCUCAGAACUGGACAAUAACACAAUUCAAGAACUGAUUUUCACAUGUGUAACUGAUAGUCUGAUACCGUCGUUUGUCGACUCUCCGCCCGAUGUCGAGUCUUUAAGAGUGUACUUAACACUACCGCUAUAUCAUCGCUUCGCCAAUCUGUCCAACUACAGCUCUUUACAAACGCCCUUCUGCAAGGCGGUGUUGAAGCUGAAGGCCGAGGCUUGCAAGGUCGUUGGCAUAUGGUGGAGUGCGGCUCCGCCGUAUUACUUUGAGAGACUCGUGAGAAUGUACAAGUCCGUAGUACUCCAUUUUGUGAAACAGUCAACGGCUGACAAGAUUAUUAUGUGGACUGAGAGCCUACAAUGUGCUCUGCAAUUGUUAGCAUUAUUGUAUAAACUAAAUGUCACAGCUGGUAUACGAGUACCCUAUGAGACCUUCCACUUGUCAGAAUUAUCGGAAUAUGUAGACAUUAACCGCGACUACCUCAAGUGGCUGACAGAAGAUGAUCGGACUUAUUACCGUAAAAUAUAUUUUUGCAAUUAUCCUUUCCUAUUUGACGCCGAGGCGAAAACCACGUUGCUUGAAACCGAUCAAGCUAUACAGAUGCAAUCCGCGAUGAAUGAAGCAGCGUCGCGGGUUGUAAGGGAUCUGAUGCUUGGUACAGCUAUCCUGAACUUCGAGCAGUACAGUCAAUUUGUAGUACUGCACGUUUCACGGAACAACAUAGUCAACGAUACCCUGCAACAGUUGUUUAAGUAUGAUUCUAGCGAGUUAAAGAGACCACUUAGAGUUAAAUUCCGUGAUGAGGAGGCUGAAGACGUGGGUGGUGUGAGAAAAGAGUUUUUCAUGCUUCUCUUUGCAGAGAUUCUUGAUUUUAAGUAUGGUAUGUUUAAAGAAUAUGAAGAGACGAGGACGAUCUGGUUUAGCUCAGACUCGUUAGAGGAGGAAGAUAUGUAUUUCCUAAUCGGCGUUCUCUGCGGCUUGGCCAUUUACAAUUUCGUAAUUAUUAAUUUACCAUUUCCGCUGGUCUUGUACAAGAAACUUUUAGGAGAAUCAGUCGGGCUAAGUGAUGUUAAGGAUAUGUCACCGACAAUAGCUAGAAGUUUAGAAGAUCUUCUCGAAUACAACGAAUCUGACCUGGAGGAAGCAUUUUGCUUGAAUUUCAUGGUGACCAGGGAAGUGUUUGGCGAGAUGAAGAACUUCGAAUUGAUACCGGGUGGUGAAAACGUUCCUGUAACAUUAAAAAAUAAACAACAAUACGUGGACCUUUACGUGGACUAUAUAUUGAACAAAUCGGUGGAAACGCAAUUCAAAGCGUUUCACAAAGGUUUUCAUAAUGUAUGCGGCGGAAGGGUGCUGGAGUUGUUUCAUAGUCACGAAUUGAUGUUGCUUUUGAUCGGCAAUGAAAAUUACGAUUGGGAAGAAUUGGAGAAGAAUGCGACUUACAAGGAUGGCUAUACCAAAAGUGAUCCCACUAUCGUGCUCUUCUGGCAGGUCUUUCACGAACUGUCAUUAGAAGACAAGAAGAAAUUUCUACUUUUUUUAACGGGUAGUGACAGAAUACCUAUACAUGGUAUGAAAGCUAUAAAGAUAACGAUACAGCCAAUGACUGACGAACGUUUCCUACCGGCUGCGCAUACGUGUUUCAAUCUACUCGAUCUACCGCGUUAUCAAACUCGCGAAAGAUUGAAAUACAAAUUAUUGCAAGCUAUUCAACAAAAUCAAGGAUUCUCUCUUGUGUGAGACCACGACACGCCUUUUUUAUGACUCUCAUGAAUGUACGACAGCUUUAUUUGAUACAAAUCUAUCAUCAAUUUAACGAAGACACAGAGAAUGUUCACAAAAAAUAGCAAGUUCCUUACAAGCUACAUUAACAUUAAUACAAUUCGUUCGCGCAUAAAUCUCGUUUCGACUUUUCAAAAUCAUUGAAAGAAAAAUGAGUUUAUAUUAUUAUAUUGUUUAUAUAUUUAAUAACAAACGUACUAUAAAAAAGCGACUAAUAUAAACAUAUGCCUAAACAAGCUCAAUAAUUAAUUACAUACUGUAUAAAUCAACAAUGAAUUGAAAAAAUGUACAAAUUGAAUAUUCUUUUAUUGUGAUAACACUGUUUAACAAACAAUUACUUUUUUUAAAUACAAGGACGAAAAUAAUCAUUUUCUAUAGUUUUCUGAACGCUAAAUACGACCCCGUUUGCCACUUGCUCUAUCACAUAAUUUUGAGAAAUUUGCAUUUAAAAUUGCAAAAAGGACUAUUUUAAUAUAUUUUAGCAUAUUAUAACUACGACAUGUGACGUGUUGGAGAAGUUUUAUUGUAAUGAAAAUUAAGUAUGUUGUAGGACUUUCAAUCCUCAAAAGGAAUUUUUUGUGUCGGUGAAUAAGAUAUUCAAUGUUAAAUAUGGCGUUAAUUGCGGAAAAGCUGUGAAUUAGAUAAUUAACGAUUUACCAAAUAGCUUUCAAUUAAAUAUAUUCGUUUAUUACGUUUAUUCAAACAUAAGAGUUUCUCAGGUCACUGAAUACUCAUCUGAUGUCAAAGUUAAUAAAUUCAAAAUAGAGGAGUUAAUACAACGGAUAUCAAAAGUGAAAGUUUGCCAAUUUUUAAUUUUGAUAUCCACUACUUUGAAUUUAAAAAAAGUAGAAAUUUGACAAUUGGUAAUUUUAAUAUCCGCCACUUCGAUUAGUAUUCAGCGCCCUGAAAAACUAUGGAAAAUGGUCAUUCUUGUACUUCUUUUGUUGAACAGUGUAAAUAACUCAUGAAUGAGUUAUGAAACGAGUCAAAAGAAAUGAACCUAAACUUUUAACUUUUUGAAAAUAAAAAUUCCGAGAAUAAUACUGUUUUAAAUUAAAUCAAUUGCAACUUUUAUUACAUCAAAUUAAUAAUAAUAAUAAUAUUGAUAUAAAUAAAAAGGCAUCGGUUGAUCUGAAAAGAGAAAUGCAUAGUGUUAAUUUAUAAAUGUAUUUGAGUCAAGAGAAGACGAUACCUACUCAGAGAAAGUUAUCUAGUUUAGUAAGAACUUUUUUCACGCGACAAAACAAAUUCCAUAACUUUUUAAGAAACGUAUUCGAUAUUUUUCGCAAACACGUUGUUAAUUUGAGAGUAUAUUUUUGAGCUUGCCGUAUAUACGUGGAGAUUUAAGAUAUAAUAAAAUGAAAUAAAUAUAUAUAUAUAUAUAUAUAUAUAUAUAUAUAUAUAUAUAUAUAUGUAUCUAUACAUGUAGCUAGCAUAGUAAUUUCACAUGACACUUGCGGCAAAAUAGAUUGCUGAAAGGAAAGCAUUUUAAUAAUAUUAAUUAAAUAUUUUAGGUUUUAUUGCGAUACACCUUUUUGAUGGGAGUGAUUUAGAUAACUCGAAUUGCACAUUCGAGCUAUAUUCUUUUGCGAGACUUGGUAUAGAAAAUAUUUUGUAAAUUGUUACUUAUUUAGAUACGUACCUUGUAUUACGUGGAAAACAAAAUAAAGAUUGUUAUCUACCUCUUA